Octopus bimaculoides (California two-spot octopus) is the source of this 8440-nucleotide messenger RNA. Its product is annotated as protocadherin-18. Lineage: Eukaryota; Metazoa; Mollusca; Cephalopoda; Octopoda; Octopodidae. Gene Ontology annotation, molecular function: calcium ion binding. The record is from RefSeq and is a predicted model, not a curated record. Gene Ontology annotation, biological process: homophilic cell-cell adhesion. Gene Ontology annotation, cellular component: plasma membrane.
AUGAUAUUUGUCUUCAGCCCAAACUGUUCAUCUCUUGAUAUAGAGAUGAUGACAUACAAUGCAGGUGUAUGAUUCUGGACCAAAACACGAUGACUCAUUCUCACUGAAAAAUCUAAUUGCCUGCUAAAGGCAUCAGGGGCUGUAUUUCCGCCCACCCCACCCUCUAGCCUCACUACUCUAAACCCCAAACUCCACCAUCAUUACUGUAUUUAACACACACACACACAUAUAUUUAUCCAUAUUUAUUGUUUUUUUUUAUCGUACAAGCUUCGGCAGCUCUGCAGUUGGCCCCAGCACACGCGCACGCACACACACACGCACACACACACACAUACACGCAAACCUGCCUACAUACACACUCGCUUAUAAAUACUUCACUAUCGUACUCUUCGCACAAACACACACAACAUUUUUAAAAGAAGCCAGCCAGUCACUCUCUCUUCCUCACAGACAAAGCAAAACAACUCCCACAGCCUCCAAUAACAGCGUUUAAGACUCUCUUCAAUUCGGCAGCAGACAGGAACUUUUGUCAACACAUCGAACGUCCUGCCUCUGUUUUGAUCACCAACGGAGAUUCCUAAAAGGGGAAACCAUUUUAAUUAUUUUGGAAUUUGCUCAACUGAAGAAUGUUUGCACGAGUGUGUUUGCUAUUAUCAUGGAUUUCUGCAGCUGUUGGUUUUGAUAUUGUCUACAAUACUGAUGAACAUGAAACAUCCAACAUUUUCAUCGGGGAUAUUGCAGCUAAUGCUUCUAAGUUACUCAGGAGUACCACACCAGAGGCACUAACAUUCAGUGUUUUGAAAAACAAAGAAAAUUCUGAUUUAUUCAUUGUCACCAAAGAAGGGAAACUUUACACUGCUCAGCCCCUGGAUGCUGAAUCUUUGUGUUUAUAUGAACUUGAGUGUUAUAGAACAUUAGAAGUUGCUGUUCAGACUAAGAAAUCAUAUAUUAAAAUCUUAGACAUAAAGAUUACUAUAAAUGAUGUGAAUGAUAAUGCACCAACAUUUCCUUCCAAACAUAUUAGUCUCCAAUUCUCCGAAAGAGAGAGUGAAGGAGCAAAAAUACCAGUCCCAGCUGCUAGAGACAGAGAUGUCAGUGAACAGAAUUCUUUGAUUAGUUAUGAAUUCAAAGAAAAUUUCAAAGAACCUUUCCAGUUAUCGGUUUCUAAAGGACAUGGUGGGAAUUCUAGGCUUGCUGUCAUUCUAAUGGAAGAAUUAGAUCGAGAAAUGAAAGACACUUACUUUGUACAAGUGAUUGCUAAAGAUGGAGGCUCUCCACCAAAAGUAGGUGUUUUAAAUGUUGAGAUAAUUGUCACAGAUGAAAAUGAUAAUGCACCAAUAUUUACUCAAAAUACCUAUAAUAUUUCACUAAACAAUACACAUCAAACAGACAAACCCAUUGUUAGGUUACAAGCAAGUGAUAUUGACGCUGGAAGAAAUGGAAAAAUUUCUUACCAUUUUCAUCCCAAAACCACACCGUUGGCCAAAUUGCAUUUCAAGGUAAACAUGACAACAGGAGAAGUAUUCUUGUCAAAUGAUAUCUCAUUUAAUAUGAAACACAAGUAUUUGCUGUAUAUUGAUGCCAAAGAUGAUGGUAGUCCAUCACUGAGUUCAACAGCCAUUCUACAAGUCAACAUUGAAAAUCAGGAUAACUUGAGCCCAAGUAUAGAACUCAACUUCUUUUCACAGACAAAUGAAGACACGGCCAGCAUUUCUGAAGAUGUUGAUAUUAGUAGCUUUGUAGCAUAUGUGAAGGUUAUUGACAAUGAUAUUGGAAACAAUGGACAAGUAAGCUGUCAACUGGAACAUGAUAAAUUUAUUCUUCAACCACUGGAUGAUAAGAAAUAUAAAAUAGUUGUGAAGAAUACCAUAGACAGGGAAGUAAACAACUACAUUAAUUUUAACAUAUCUUGUCAAGACAGAGGCACUCCUCCAAAGACAGCUGUUAGAAAAAUUUCUAUACAAGUGACAGAUAUCAACGAUGUAAAGCCUCAGUUCAGUCAGGAAAGUUUUCAGUUUUUUACAUAUGAAAAUGGAGAACCAGACUUUCCAAUUGGUCUAAUCAAUGCCACCGAUCCAGAUCUGGGAGCAGGAGGUCAACUGACAUAUUAUCUCAUGAAUUCUACUGAAAAUUUACUUCCUUUUAAGAUUUCACACUUUGGAUAUAUCACAACAACACAGUCACUGGAUAGAGAGAAACAAGACAGAUAUCGAUUGGCAGUUGUAGUCAAAGAUAAUGGGACACCCCCAUUGAAAAAUACAGCAAACGUCAUUGUUGAAAUUAUGGAUAAAAAUGAUAAUGUUCCAUAUUUCACUUUUCCUGGAGUUGAUCCAUUCCAUCUUAAAGUCCAUUACCAUCCUCAAAGACAAAAAGCCAUCACAACUCUCAGAGCAUACGACAGAGAUAGUCAGUUGAAUGCUUUCCUUCAAUAUGAAAUACUUGAGGGCAAUGACAAGAAGUUAUUUUCCCUUGACAUGUACUCUGGAGUUUUAUCUUUUUCUCGCCCUGUUUACAGAGUUGAUGCUGGUUUCUAUAAACUGAAUUUAUCUGUUAAAGAUAGUGGCACUCCAGUUUUGUCAACAACAACUUCAUUAACUUUGAAACUGACAGUCAGCAAUAGUACUUCCAAAUUUUCAACAAGUCUUCACAAACUGUCAACCAAAGAAAUACCCAUCAAUGUGAUGGUUAUUAUAUUAGUAGCAGCAGUUAUUGUAUCUAUAACUAUAGUGGUCUCCAUAACAGUGUGCAUUGUGAGGAGAAACCACCGGAGAGAAAUCCUUUACUGUGAAAGGCGAGAACAAGGUCAGAAAUUCACGAAUGAAAGAAGACAGUCUGAGUAUAGAUGUAACCCAAUGCCUCCUCAAAGUGACAGUCAAGAAGUAAUGUUAACAACACACCCAGGAAUUAAUACUGCAGUUUCUCAGGCAACAAUAUCGAGAAAGGAACUUUACCCUCAAUCAUCACAGAAAUGUUCUACAUUGCCUUUCAAUCGACAUAACAUCUGCCAUGGAACCACUCAGAUGCCUUUACAUCAAACAAUGACAAUGCCCAGAGACUUCCAAGGAAGAGAAGAGAUGAUUAUAUCAACAAAUUCUUUAAAUGAAAAGCCCAACAGAUCUUGUGAUACACAUGACUCUAGUUACAAUGAGUGGAACACAGUUCUCUGUGAAAAGUUACCAGGCUGUCAAGACAAUACAGACAUUAAGUUGUCUAGCCCACCUUUACACCCAAAAAGUGACGACAUUUCUUCCGAGGGCUGCUCGUUUGUAAAUAAAACUACCAAUCAAUCUACUGCUGAUAUCAUUGAUUUGAAACUUGGAAGAAUUAAUACGACAGACCCUCCCUUGUCACAGAAAACUUGGAAUUUACCAAUGAAAAACAGUUUUAAUUGUUAUUCUAGACCACUACCACCAAUACCAAAGACAUGAACAAGUUUGCUUCUCUCCAAAAAAGCAAUUUACUAAUAUGGAGAUAUGAAGAGCUAACUGCAAGUGGAUAUUUAUACAAAAGGAUAUUCCAUAAAGAUAUUCCACAAAAGGAUAUUUCACAAAAGGUCACUUUACACCAAAAUGAUGUUUAUAUGUGUAUGAAUCAUCAUCACAAUGUUAUGAAAAUAAUUAAUAUAUUUUUAUAAUAAAAUAUCGCAUGAGAAAAAAGAAGCAUGUUUGGGCACAGGUUAAUAGAUACAGAUACACAUGCUUGGAUAAAUACAUGACCCACACCCACACAUACAUAUGCAUAUCACACACACGUUCACAUUUGUGGUCAUAUAUACAUAUGUCUGCAUACACACACGUACACAUGCACAUACACACAAGCUUGUCCACACACACAUACACACAUACUUGUGGUCAUAAACAUAUGUCCACACACACACACACAUACUUGUGGUUACAUAUACACAUGACCACAUACACAUAUACACCACUUCCUCAAAGUAUUGUAUUUGUUGGUAUCUAAGACACACCAAAACAGCAUUUUUUGGUGAAUUUUUCGGGGUUUUUUUUAGGUUUUCUUUUUGUAUUUUUUUUUAAUACUUUUAUGGUAGACUCAGAAAAUUUUCAUGACCCGUCAUGUAAAAUAUAGUCGACCAUGAGGCUACAUUGUUGGAAAAAGUCAAAGGCUUCCUUCUAUGCCAACAAAUAUAGUAAUAUUUUGGUGAGUUCUUUUGUAUGAUAUCACUUUAUUUUAAAGACGGUCCUCUUCUCAUAUCACUAUGUCCAUGAAUGCUAUGAAUGUAAUUUUAUAGUAUAAUAGUAUACUAUUAUACUAUAGUAUAAUAGUAUAAUAGAAUAAUCUUCAUAGAAUUCCAAAACAAAAUUUUACCAAGUGUCUUAGAACAUCCGUCCUCAUAAUUUUAUUGAUAUAUCACUACAUGAAAUCAUAUAAUAAAUGUUUAUUGUUGUCUAUCAUAUGUACAUUAAUUCAUAAAAAGCUAAAUGUUAAUGAUUUCCUUUUUUUUUUUUUUCUAUGGGGAGAAGUGAAAGUAUUUCUUAAUCCCACAAUAUGUCAGAUAAAAAUGAGGAAAUCUUUCCUUUUGUCCUGUACCUCAAUACAUCUGAAUUUAUUUCUCAUGCUUCUUCUUGUCCCUUCCACCUCUACCACCUACAGCACCAACAUCAUUACAUUCUUGGGAAAACAGAAAAGUGCCUUUUGCUAUUUCAUAGGCACAGGCAUGGCUAUGUGGUAAGAAGCUUGCUACUCAAUCACAUGGUUCCUGGUUCAGCCCCACUUCAUGGCACCUUGAGCAAGUGCCUUCUACUAUAGCCUUGGGCUGAUCAAAGCCUUGUGGGUGAAUUUAGUAGAUAGAAACUGAAAGAAGCGUAUCAUAUAUAUAUAUAUAUAUAUGUGUAUGUUUUUUGUGUCUGUGUUUGUCCCCACUCCACUGCUUGACAACUGCUAUUGGCGUGUUAAUGUUGCUGUAACUUAGCAGUUUGACAAAAGAGACUGAUAGAAUAAGUACUAGGCUUAACAAAAAAUAAGUACCUGGGUCAAUUCAUUUGACGAAAACUUAUUCAAGCAUGGCCACAGUCUAAUGACUGAAACAAGUAAACGAUAAAAGAUAAAAGAUCCGUUGACUGUUAUCAAAAUUGACUCAAAAUAAUGUGCUGCAAGUUUAAAAUUACAAGAUCCAUAUAAUGACUAAAAUAUACGAUGUUGUAAAAUCAAGUUCUAUAAAAAAAAAGGGGGGGGGGAACAAGAAUUUAUAUCUAAUUCAGACAUGUUGUUUUAAAUUCAGUUUAUAUUUAGCCAUAAUACUAAAGAAAAUAUACUUUAUCUUUAUAACACUUUGCACAAUUGAUCUAUGACUGUUCCAUCAUCCUCUAUAUCUUUUAAGCUCUGUAGAAAAGUUUUUUCUGAAAUAGAUUAAAUUAAUGUUUAAGCAGUCAUCACUGUAAUCUUCAUGAUCAUCAUCACCAUCAUAAUUGUUGUCAUCAACAUUAUCAUCACCAUCAUUGUCAUCAUUAUCAUCAACAGUACCAUCUCUAUCAUUACUGUAUUUAUAAUCCUUUUGAUACCAACUUGUCUGUGACCACCUCUGGUUCUAAGAUACAAUACUUCAUUUUAAAGUGUUUAUAUUUCAACUAAAAACUUCUCAUUAUUAUUUUAUGUGAAAGUGAUAAUGGUUCAGGUUCCAAACAGCAGCUUUUAAAAUAUAAGUUAGUUAUGUUACUAAAGCUUUUCGAAUUCUUGAUUAUUAACAAACAAAAAGGUAGUGUAGAUCUUUUGUAAAUGAAGAGAAAAAAAUCAAUGUCAUGGAUAGACAGACAGACAAACAGACGGACAGAUGGAUGGAUUCAUGUAUGCAUGUAUGCAUAUACAUAUAUGUGUGUAUGUGUGUGUUUUGUAUGUAUCUGUCUACAUCUCUCCUUAUUUGCAAUUCUUUCGGCCUCUUUUUAUUUAUAUCUACUUCUCUCUCUCACUCUUUCCCUCUUCCAUUCUCCAUAUUUGUCUCCCAGCUCAACCUCACUUUUCUUUAUUUCCUUUUUAUUUUUCCCUGUCUUUCUCUUUUAUCUUUCUAUCAUCCUCUCUUUCUUUCUCUAUAUUUCUCUGUACCCUGUAACACUACUAGCACAGUGCUGUAUCCAUGUAAAGAGACUUAACUCUUUAACAUUCUCAACAGCUCAGUUCACACCUAGCAGUAAUACAAAUUUAACAAGUGUUUCUUUUUAGCUCUUUUAAUAUUCGUUCAACUUUUCCUAUAUGAGGUCUGUAUAUAUAUAACAACUUGGGUUGAGCCAAGCAAUCUGCCAAGUUGAUUUGCCCUAGAUAAAAUCAAACGAUGAAUCUAGUGGUGGUACCUUUAUGAUCUGAUAGGUGAUAGAGUUCACCAUAAGAUCAUUUUGUAAUCUGUCAGAUUCUGCAGUGAGUAUAAUCUCUUUUUGCCAGCAUGGAGCCUUAAGUUACUGGCAGUAGAGGUUGUUUUUACUAUAUUGCAGUUUCCUUUCAUUAAAAGUCGUUUUGUCAGAUGAGCAAGGUGCGAUUUCAGCUGAAAUAUAAUUCAACUGAACUUAUUGAUUUUGUUGUAGAUCUAGAUACACUUUUCCCAUGGUAAAUUAAUCUUAAUCAACAAUCAUAUUUCAGGCAGAUAUUUCCAAUAGGAUUGAUUAACUUUUAUGUCAUUAUUUGAUUUUGUUCUGCUAAGACAGCUUUGACAAGCGCAAUAACAUGUCUGUAAAAGGGACCAUAUAUUUCAGUCUUAAACCUUUUCCUACAGCAUGUCAACAAUGAAAGAACCUUCACAAAGUCACUCAAUUUCCUAGAAAUAGUAGCCAAAUCUUCCUAAAAUUUACAUUUUAUCGCUGCAUUUCCUAUCAUUAUACUUAUAUAAAUAUUAAUGUAUAUUUAUUAAUCAUUUUAUUUCUUUUUCAUGAAAUUAAAUUUCAUAAAGGAUGAAACAAAUCAUAAAGUUGGCUUUAAAAAGUGUGGUUGCUUAAAUCUAUCAGAUGUGACAAAGGCUUUAGAAAUUUUGUCUUAACUAAGACCCUGUUUAGACCAGAUUCUUCAACAAUCCUCACUAAGGUUAGUUAUUUUUCUUACUGGGCCUCCUUAAUACUUGCCAAUGGCAGGGUUUCCUUACAUUAGAGAAUUCUAUUCAUGUAUAAUAAACUUAUGAAUGAAGAAUUAAACAUGGAAAAUAUAUUUAUAUAUAAUUAGCCUAUUUAUUAUUUAUCAUGAAUUCUUGUGGAGACCCUAGUGACUUCUUGUGGAAACCUAAGGUACUGGGAAACUCUGGUUGGGAAGUGUUGCUCUAUUAUCCUGAAAGAAGAAAAAUAAUGCUGAAUAAUGUAGUCUUAGAAAAAUAAUUCUAAUAAAUAAAAAAUGUGAAGGUCAAGGUUAAACAUUUUUGAUCAGAGGUCUAUUUGAUCAUUAUUAGCCUAGGUCUACCUGUUCAUAGACUACUUCAUUAUGGUUAACCUGGGUCUAUUUGAUCAUAGGUCUACUUGAUCAUGAUUAACCUCGAGCUAAACAACAAAAACCACAAAAGAAUACAAUAUCAAACAAUGAUGUUUUACUUCAUGACACAGAUCCAUUUUAUGAGAACCAUUUGCAGAAAUUUGACCAUUCCAAUAGCCACAUUUUGGAAAAUCCAGAAAAUACUAUAAACCCAAUUUAAGAGCAUCAGACAAAGUAAAAUGCUGAAUUUAAUCCUUAAUAUUAUUUAAUUUUGUACAUCUGUUUUUGUGUUGAAAUCCUGCCAAAAAUGGCUUACCAGGAUUUAUAAUAUAGUACCAGCAAUAUACUAGCUUUGAUUCAAUUACAUGCAUCUUCUAAUUCUUCAAAGAUUGGGCCAGAUCAGAAGAAAUCAAUAACUAACCAAGUCUGAAGUUCAGUAGACUAGUACUAACAUAUUAAUUGGGUUAUUAAUGGAUGCCCUGUCGCCAUGGGGUGAGAUGAGGGAUAGUGCAAUCCAUGUUCUUCAUGUUUUUUGUUUUUUUGUUUUUUUUUAACUGUUGGGUCUUAGUAGUGAGCUACUAUCCUGAUGUGAUAAAUAUUUCAUACAUUACCUUGCCACAUAAUAAUUUGUGAAUAGUUAAAGAUUUUUGAUAUUUUUCUAAUUGUCUGUUCCAAAACUUAACUAUUUUUUAUGUGAUGUCAAAUAGAGACAAACUUAAUCCAUACCAAUGUCACUUAUAGAUGAAAACCUAUUGACUGUACAAACAUUAGCCAGUAGUAUGUCAUAAUAAAUGUUGGUGUAUGUGCGUGUGUGUGUGUGCAUGUGUGCGUGCAUGCAUGUAUACAUGUGAGUGCAUGUGAUUUUAUGGUCUAAUAUGUUAGACUAAUAAAAUAUAAUGAAAUCCAAAUUAAAUUCCAUACUGAACAUUAUUUUUUGAAGUAGUUACUGAAAUAAACACACAUGUUGCAUAUUGAUAUUUUUUUUUUUUUUCCAUCUUUAUAAAACAUUUUGUGAAAUAUAUAGAUAUAUACAUGUAAAUGU